Selaginella moellendorffii is the source of this 1920-nucleotide messenger RNA. RefSeq lists its product as uncharacterized. The record is from RefSeq and is a predicted model, not a curated record. NCBI's taxonomy places the organism in Eukaryota, Viridiplantae, Streptophyta, Lycopodiopsida, Selaginellales, Selaginellaceae. The transcript has 4 exons. The coding region runs from base 1102 to 1416 and encodes 104 amino acids.
UCGCGGUAGGCAGUCGCGAUCUUGCUCGCGCUGGAGCGCCAACGAAUGGAUAAUCGACUGCCCAGCGACGAGGUAAUUAGGUCAUUUUCCAUCGGCGGGACGAGGAGGACAAUGAAGAAAGAUCACGAGAAUGCGAAGCCCAGCUCAGCUCCAUCCAGCAAGCGCCGGAUUAUGGGCGCUCGCGGCCCCGAGGAAUUCCACUGCCUGGGCGCGCUGGACAUCAUCAAGGAAUCAGUGGCAGCGCUGCGAGCAAUCUCCUCGCUCUUCUUCUGGGUCGCGGCGCUCCUCGCCACGCCAUUCUCCAUCGUCGUGCUCUCCCAGGCCUGGAUCACGUCCCCGGUGGUGGAGAACUGGGCCGCGCGGAUCGAGGCCAGCGCUCUCGCCACCCGCGGCGGCGUCUGGUUCCUCCCAUCCUACCGUGCCGCCUGCUUCAAGCUCGUCGACAACCUCGUCUCCCACGCCUUCCAGCUCCAGUAUUCUGAAGCUCAGGUAUCCAAUCGCAGCACUCGUGAUUUGACCAAGAAAACCAGUGAUCGUUACCCCAAAAGUUAUUGAAUCUCCUCGUCAUCAGCUUGGAAUUUACCAGACAAUAGUUCCACUGCAAAGCAGCUUGGACUGGAGAACACCCUCAACAUCUCGCUGGCCUCAAUGGCCCAGCUCCAAAACGCGAAAGAGGUUGUUCUUCAAGCGGCUAAUCACCACCCUUUCAGUGAAGCCCCAAACUCCGACCUGGGCCGAUAGACGGGCACCAAGUUCCUCUCCUUGCCCCUCGCCGCUCACAGGCAAUUGUCAUCGAUGAGGAUCGUCCUCUCCAUAUCGCUAUCCUCGCAACAUUUUCACAUUCCUUCUCUCUCGAGAUGCUCCAGGGACUGCUGGAAAUCCCAGUGAAGCCACAGUCUUGUAAACAAGGGGAUUGUUUCGCUCCGCUGCUAUUCUCACGCCCGGAUCUCGUUGAGAGCGCAUACAAACUCCGGGCCCCUGUAUGCUAGAGCCAAAUUGCCACCCGCGGCGGCAAAGAAGCGCGAUCCUUGCCCUAGCGCGCAUCCGCGGCGGCGGCACGCAUCCAAGGCGCCGGCCAGCGACCGGAUCGUAGCUCCGGGGAUGGAUUCCGGGCUGCUGGCUAUGCGGCGGCUGUGCCGGCUUGGCGACACUGAGAUCAAUGGUGCGGAGCCACGGCUGGCACCUGCCUGCGCACGGGUUUCAGGUUGUGGCGAUCACUGUGUUCUUCCUCCUCGUAGUCGCGUACUUCGUGUUUUUCGCGCCUUUCAUUGGGCCCAAUCCGUGGCAGUAUAUCGUAAUUGGGUGUUACUCGAUGAGUCUUGGCACUUGUGGUGUUCGUUCUUUACGUCAGAUGCACAGGAAUCAAUCCUGCGGACUCAAAGCUACCUCUUUGCAGCUAGCAAGUACCUGAGCUAAACUUCUUUGCAAAAACAGAUCGUGGAUUUGGCAACCUUGACAGAUCGCGUUGGGCAACGAGAUUGGAGGUAUCGUCCUCUCUUAGAAUUGUUUUUCUAACUCCAUGGCAAAACAGGCAUGUUUACUCCCAGCGACGAACUCGCGGAGGAACUGUCCCAAGCGUCAAGCGCCGCCGGAGAGAAGCUAUGGCGGAUAGAUGAUGAAGUCGGGAAUCGCGGACAUGGUGAACACGGGUGGACGUCCUGGCGGAUCCAUAACGGCGUCGCUCUUCUUGAAACAGUUUGUCGAUGAGAAAAUUCCUUGGGCUCAUCUCGACAUCGCUGGACCCGUGUGGAACGAGAAGAAGAAAAUGGCGACUGGAUUCGCUGUGGGGACCUUGGUGGAAUGGGUUUCGAAGCACGCAUCCUCCUCAUAAAGUAAAAAAAAAGAGGUUGGUUUUUCCCACAGCAGGAUUGUUUCUUGAGGCUCAUUUUUGCUCGGUCGUUAAACAAUUUACAUUUAUUA